AGGGUUAGGGUUUUGUUAUAUUUGAGACUCAUAUACUUCGUUGUUCACUCUCUGUUGAUCGCUGCCUCAAGGUCGAAGCUCGAAACCCUUCCAAGGUAAGUAAUCAAUCGGUGGUUCAGAAUGGUGGAGAAGGGCAAGGGUAGGAAGGAAGAGGUGGUUACCCGAGAGUACACCGUCAACCUCCACAAGCGCCUCCAUGGCUGCACAUUUAAGAAGAAGGCUCCAAAAGCUAUCAAGGAGAUCAGAAAGUUUGCUCAAAAAGCCAUGGGUACCAAUGAUGUGAGGGUGGAUGUGAAGCUGAACAAGUAUGUAUGGAGCCAGGGAAUCCGAAGUGUUCCAAGGAGGAUCAGGGUACGCAUUGCUCGCAAGAGGAAUGAUGAUGAAGAUGCCAAGGAAGAGCUAUACUCCCUUGUUACAGUUGUUGAAAUCCCUAAGGAAGAGCUCAAAGGUAUGGGCACCAAGGUCAUUGAUGACGAGGAUUGAUUUAUCAGAUAUGUUUGAAAUCUGGAGACAUAUAUGUAGUUUUUUUUUUGUUUUCGCAAUUGAGUCUUGUCUUUUCUAGAUUGUUAAAUUGCUUCUAAUUUUGUUGAGACAUAAUGUGGUUUGAUAAUAUCAAUUUAGUUUUUGCUGCCACUCU
Gastrolobium bilobum is the source of this 637-nucleotide messenger RNA. Its product is annotated as large ribosomal subunit protein eL31. NCBI's taxonomy places the organism in Eukaryota, Viridiplantae, Streptophyta, Magnoliopsida, Fabales, Fabaceae. The coding region runs from base 121 to 483 and encodes 120 amino acids. Gene Ontology annotation, cellular component: ribosome; cytosolic large ribosomal subunit. The record is from RefSeq and is a predicted model, not a curated record. The transcript has 3 exons. Gene Ontology annotation, molecular function: structural constituent of ribosome. Gene Ontology annotation, biological process: cytoplasmic translation.